Molecule: messenger RNA, 6816 nt
Organism: Glossina fuscipes
Lineage: Eukaryota; Metazoa; Arthropoda; Insecta; Diptera; Glossinidae
Gene: Pkcdelta
Exons: 11
Coding region: 983-6598 (1871 amino acids)
Biological process (GO): protein phosphorylation
Molecular function (GO): ATP binding; protein serine/threonine kinase activity
Source: RefSeq, a predicted model, not a curated record
UUCCAGAACAAAAAAAAAAUAAAUAAAUAAAAGAAGAAAUUUUAAAACGAAUUUCUAAAUUCUUACGUCAUAGUUCAUGCUUUAUAAUUGUAUUGUAGAAAUCAAAAAAAAAAAUAAAUAAAUAAAUAAAUAAAUAAAUAUGUCUUCAAAAAUAAAAAUUAUUUAGCGUCAAGUAAUUUCAAAGCCGAACGGGUAUAUAAGAUAAACAAAAAAACAAAAGCCAAGCAACUGAAACGCCAUCAAUAAUUCAUUUAAUAAAGUUUUUGUUUUCAUCUUACAUAAGAAUCGGAAGUAAACGACAAGAAGAUUUGCGUGUGCUCAACCAAAAAAACAAAAAAAAAAAAAAAAAAAAAAAAAAACAGAAAGAAAGAACACAACAAUUAAGCAAAAAUGGAAAACCUAGUGCUUACACUGUGAAUAUGCAUCAAGUGAAAUGCAUAAAUAAUACAUCAGUACAAUACAUACAGUAGUACAACAACAAACAUUUUCGAAAAACUAUAAACAAUGAUAUGAAUGAAAUAUAAAAUAUUUGGAAAACGCGUAAAUAAAAUUUCACAAAAAUUAAACGUGAGCAGACAACGUCACAUGAAAUUAUUAUAAGCAACAUUCUUUGAUUGGAAUUCGCGAACGCAAGCAAAUUCUCUAUAGAAGUGUUCAUGUUCGCGUUCACUGUGAUAAAGUGGCUAAAAAUAAUAACAACAAGAACAAAAUUUUGCAAAACCGAGAGUAACGACACGGGCACGAAACGUAAUGCUUGCAUGUAUUUAGCAUAACCACAACUGUGUGUGUACACAUAAAGAAUUCUACAUAAUUAUCGAACAAUAUUUGUUGCCUUUUUCCUUACGACUUUUAAUAGAAUAUUUUUAAAAGGUUUUACUUUAAGUUGAAAUUAAUAAACACUUCCUGUUACUGUGUUACGUGUUAAAUAAAAUAAAAUAAAUAAAUAAAUAAAUAAAUAAAUAAAUAAAUAGAUAAACCAAAAAUGCCUCUAUAUGCCGAUUCGAACUAUUAUUACAGCGGCGGUAGCAGCCAAUUGUUUUCGCCCUAUUACUCCGGCUCAACUACAAGUGGAGCUUAUGGUCCAUAUUCCUCGGUCUAUAAUCGCAACAUUGGCAGCAGUUAUGUAAUCCCUUUAACUUCCCCAUCAAGAACUUCGUCCUCUUAUAGUUCACAUGGCCUCAGCUCAUUACGUUAUCAACCAAAAUUGUCAACAAUAACGGAAUCUUCGCCUUUAAUGAGCUCAUCACUGCAUACAAAUCUUAUGCCUUUAACUCGCAUACAAUCGCCAAAAUACACAACAUACAGUACAGUACAUAGUGCAGUACAUAGCAGUAAAUAUAUACCGCCAAGACCGAUUCUAAUAAAUACCGCCGAUAUUGACGUGUCUUCGAAUCGCUAUCGCAAACGUAAACAAGAAGAGAGACAAGAAAGAUUGAGACAAAUAGAGGCAGAGACUCAAUCGCCCACUUCUUCGAUAAGGAGGCGGGAAGAAGAUAUUGAACCCAAGGAAACAACUUCUCCUAGUCCCAUCGAUAUUAAUGCAAGCAGUAGUAAUGAAGAACCUUCACGUAAAUCUCGUUCCACUAUAAAACGUAAUCGGGCUGUUGUCCGUCUGUCUACCAUUCGAUCACGUAGUAAAGAGCGUUCAAACUUAAUCGCAAGCAACGUAAACAAAGCAGUUGUCUCAUCAGAGCCUAAUGAACAGAAUUUUAAAGAUCAAGCGAGCGUUGAUGAUUUAUCGCCUAAUCGAGAAGAAGGAAAACCGCUUGCCAUACCUCCUGACAAUCAGCCGGAUAUGCAAACUUUUAAUAUGCCAACAUUUCAUGAUAUUUGUGCGGACAUUUCUUCCGAUAAAAUUGACGAUGAUCUUAAUGCAGGUGAACUAAGAAGACGAGCUUCGAUUAUUUGCAGCCAAGACCAAGAGCUAAUGAAUGAAUUGCAAAAAACGCCUUCAGGCUCUUUUCAAACGAUUCAUCUUGAUAGACGGGAUAGUCACGAGAGUACGGCAGAGGCAGGUUCAAAGCGGCAAUCAACGAAGCGUGGAUCUAAAAAAGGCAAGAAAAUGCGACACAAAAUAACUGCCAUGGUUGAAGUCGAACACUCCUCCGCAAUAUCACUGUCAUCGGACUUAUCAACGAAAGAAAAAGAAAAUGAAGAGAAGUUACUAUCACCCAAAUCAAUAUUAACGGCUAGUGUUGAAUCGAUGCAAGAAGAUCAGAAAGCAAAUGAUCUGCAAAUCUGCAAAUUGACUAAAAAGAAAAGCGUAAAGAAACUGGGAAAAACUAAGACACAAGACAUUAAGCAAGAGACAAAAAAUUCCCCAACGAAAAAACUCAUUGUGAGGAAGGAUCCAAAACCGGAAGUAUUCACUUUCGAUAAUAAUGUCAUAGAAAAAAUCAAAAAAGAAGAUGAAGAACCGCAUAAAGUUGGAUUAAGUGCGGAAGCAAAAAAUGCGUCUCAGAUUAUUUCUGACAAAAUAUCAGAAAGAUCUCUUGUGAGAGUGGAAGAGACCAAAAAUUCAACAGAUUCUAAUCAAAGUAAAAAAUCAGAAGCACCGUUAAAAGAGCCCGAGAUACCUCAACUAUCCACAUCAAGUUACAAAAAAUUAUCAUCUUCAAUAGAUUUAACUACUCCGUCAUCGAAAAUUGCCGUUUUGGAGAAAUCGAAAUCGUUUCCAAGCGAGCAAACGCAGCCGCCUGUAGCAACACCAAAGCCAAUAAAGAAAACUAUCAAAAAGAAUGACAGUGACGAAGACUUUUGGGCACAGAUUGGAACACGCGAAACUCUUUACAUGACUAAUCGAAAGAAAACUUUGGUUGAACAUCAACGCCAAGAACCGAAAAGUCUCUUCGAGGAACAACAAUUGGAUAUAUGUGAGGAAAGGGUCAGUUCGUCUGAGACGGUCAAAAAAGAAUCCGAAGCUUUAGCAUUAAUUUCAAAAGAAAAAUUAUUUAAAACAACGAAAACAAAAGAACAGUCAACCAAUAAAAAUAACCCGGAAGACAGUAGACUUAAGACUUUCGCUGAGAAAAAAUCUCCAGUCGACGUCUUGCAGGUAAUAUCGAAAACGUCAAAGUUAGUUACAGAAGACAAAAAAGAUGAGAAAUCUACGCAGAGAAAUCCUGCAGUCGAAACAAAAGCUCCGAUUGAAUCUCUAACGUCAGCGCUUAAAACCUGCGAAUCUUCAAAGCCUAAUUGUGAAACAAUGAAGGGAAACGAGAUUGAAAACAUUAUAAAGAAAGAAGACAAACAAUGUAAAAGUUCAAUAGGGAAAGAUUCAGGAGCUUCGUGUUCGCUUUUAGAUAAAAGUAAAGACAUUGAUAACGAAGCACCAAUGCAGAAGAUAGCUGCGACUUCUAAAUCCUCACUGGAAGGAGAGCAGUCUAAGAGGAUUUCGGUUGAACCACCGAACGCAACUCUUAAAGAGGACUUAACAGCUAAGACAGUAUCGAGUCUGGAUGCAAAAGAACAAAUCUUAAAAGAGCCGAAUCAGAAAAAAGCUUUCAUCGAGAAAAAAAUGUCUAUACCUAUAAGCAAAAUGGAUAACCAAACGAAGGCAAUCAAUAAGUCAGAGACUCCUCCACAAACUCCAAAGACUCCGACAAAAGCAGCAGAAAUUGCAAAAUCUCCUGUAAGCAAAACAACUUUACUGAAAUCUCCGGAAACAAAAGAUGCAAAGCAACAACAACAACAACAAGUAACAAGUAAUAAAGACAGAGAAAUUCUAAAAACUGAGACUUCAAAAGCUCCGUUGACUUCAUCCAAAAUUCCACAAAUGCCUGAUGCACUAAAACACUCGGAAGAACAACAACAAUUCAAAAUUGGAGAGACUUUACAUCAAGUUGAGGAUUCGAGAUUGAAAUCGCGUCAAGAUGAAGUUAAUGAAGUUAAGUCUAUUGAUUCGGUGGAUUUCGUGAAAGAGUUUAAAACGUCGCUGGCUGAGCAAAAGGCUCAAAAUGAUAAAUUGGAUAAAACGAAAAUGCCAGUAAUUGCGAAAAGCAACCAAGAAGCAAUUGUAAAGGCAAAAACUACUACGACGGCAACGACAACGACGCCAACAAAAAUAACCGGGCAAGCAGCCAAGUCACCUGAACAACAAAAGCAACAACAACAAUAUGAAAUAAAUAACAAAUGCCCAUUAGCUGAAAGCAAAAACAAUAACAAAGGGGAGACAACGAUUAAUAAUAAUGCUGCCAUUGCAGAGAAAGAACAGUUGGCAAAAAAGAGCACUUCGCCGAAGGAAGCCACUACUAAAACUCAUCAACCACCGACCACAAAACAACCGGAAACGCUAAAUAAAAAAUUAAAGGAAAUCAAUAAAACCGAUUUGAAAUUAACGGUUAAUGGCACAGCCAAUACAGCAACGAUGCCGCCAAAUAAGACAAAGGGGGCGGCGGGCAAGAAGACGGCCGCGCCGAAUACAUCACCGCUUAAAAGUAAAACGAAAAUCUCACCCAGCGGCGUCAUUAAUGCCGAUCAGUUUGUAACAAAGGCACCGAAUAAGGCGGGUGUGUCACCACCGACCAAAAGUAAAAUAGCAACGUCACGCACAACAACAGCCACAUCUGAUACAGUAAUAAUUGCACAACUGACGUCAUUACCGGACAAUUUAAAAACUACAUUAACGACCUCGCCGGCUGCGAUACCUGCAAGUGCAACCACAACUACAACUGCGGCAGCAACGACAACCGAUAAAAGUGGCGUCAGCGACAUCAACACAAGCGGUGGCAAUAAUUUAUCAAAGUUCGCGACAGUAUCGAAUUUGGCACAGUGUUUACACGACGUCGACGCCGAUCUCGAAGAUUAUAUACCAUCGUCUGCGGAAAAUAGCGAUUUUACCGACGACAGUGAUUUCGAUCUUUCCAGUGUAGACGGUUGUGAAAAUUUAACAGCAAGCAUGAAGAAAAAACUUAAAGAACGUCGUAAAAAAGAGAAACAAGCCCAACAGGUGCGUUUCGAUCCGCAAAAGAAAGUGAAAAUUGAUACAUCGCGUAAAUUAUAUGUUAAAGAGGAAGCACCGCGUUAUCCGUUAGUCGCGACGCCACGUCCAUUAUGGAAACGUGAGAAAAUCGUUUAUCCCGAUGAUGAUGAUGACGAUGAUAGUGACGAUGAAAGUGAUAGUGAAGAAAGCGGCUCCACUGAGGAGACGGAAACUAGUGAUGAGUGUACUACAUCAGAAGAAUAUGAAGAUGAAUUGCAAACGAAUAAUACGGCCGCUGAUGAUCCAAAUAAAUUGAAUGCCUCCUCAAUUAUACGUAUGAGCACUAGUAGCAAUGAUUCAGGUUUCGAAGGUGGCACCGCACCAGCCAGUCCCAAAAAAAUGUUGGAGUGUGACGUUAAUUGUCAUAAAAAAUGUGAACGUCUUACGGCCAACUUGUGUGGCGUCAAUCAAAAAUUAAUUGUCGAAGCACUAGCUUCGGUUAAAAGAGGUGCUCGCGACACGAGAGAGUCACCCAGUACACCGCCCAGUUCAAAUCCCGCUUAUAAAAUCGAAACAAAUGAAGAACAAGAUGAAACCUCAUAUACAUACGCACAAUUCCAAAAAUCUGGACGUUUUACAGCACCAGCCACAAUAAUACCUAGAUUUAAGAAUUAUUCAGUUGAAGAUUUCCAUUUCUUAGCCGUCCUGGGCAAAGGAAGUUUCGGUAAAGUACUUUUGGCUGAAUUACGUGAUACUACAUAUUAUUAUGCAGUAAAAUGCUUAAAAAAGGAUGUUGUACUCGAAGAUGACGAUGUUGAUUCAACAUUGAUAGAGCGUAAAGUGUUGGCCUUGGGUACAAAGCAUCCGUAUUUGUGUCACCUGUUUUGUACAUUUCAAACAGAGAGUCAUUUAUUCUUUGUGAUGGAAUAUUUGAACGGUGGUGACUUAAUGUUUCAUAUACAAGAGAGCGGACGCUUCACGGAAGAGCGGGCCCGAUUUUAUGGUGCCGAAAUUAUAUCAGGUCUAAAAUUCCUUCAUAAAAAGGGUAUAAUUUAUAGAGACCUCAAGUUGGAUAAUGUAUUGCUAGAUUAUGAAGGCCAUGUACGUAUCGCUGAUUUCGGUAUGUGUAAACUACAAAUAUAUCUCGAUAAAACAGCAGACAGCUUUUGUGGUACACCCGAUUAUAUGGCGCCUGAAAUUAUUAAGGGCGAAAAAUAUAAUCAAAAUGUUGAUUGGUGGUCGUUUGGUGUUUUACUAUAUGAAAUGCUGAUCGGGCAAUCGCCAUUCAGUGGCUGCGAUGAAGAUGAACUAUUCUGGUCUAUAUGUAAUGAAAUUCCAUGGUUUCCUGUCUAUAUAUCUGCCGAAGCUACCUGUAUCUUGAAAGGGCUACUGGAAAAAGAUUAUACGAAACGUGUAGGAUCUCACUAUAGUCCGGCUGGAGAUAUAUGCGGCCAUAUUUUCUUUAGACCAAUCGACUGGAUUCUAUUAGAAAAACGACAAAUUGAACCACCAUUUAGGCCACAAGUUAAACAUCCUUUGGAUACUCAAUACUUUGAUCGUGUUUUCACACGGGAACGUGUACGUCUAACUCCUAUCGAUAAGGAUAUAUUGCAGUCUAUGGAUCAGAAACAAUUUCUGGGCUUUACGUAUACCAAUCCGCAUAUAACGUUAGAUUAAGAAAGAAUUUUAACAAGAAUUGAUUCACUAUAAUGAAUCCUUUCUUAUACGCUACGUUUUUUUUUUUUUCUCUCUUUUUUGUAAAUUUUUUUUUAUCUUAUUUUUCUUCUUUUUGCUUUUUUUUAAUUUUUUGCUCUGCUUAUAAAUAUCUGUCUUAAAAAAACCAGUAUUUAUAUAUAAAAACAUUGUUUAAACUGUAGCUGAUAUAUAUAUAUAUA